AUGGAGUCAAUGGUAAUUCUUCAAAAAGGCAGCGGCCUCACCCAAGGGAAUAUCACCUUGCCUCCCCUGAAAGAGCAUCAGGUCUAUGUCAAGGUUGAAUACGCAGCCUUCAAUCCAACUGAUCGCCUGGCUCUUGACGUCAACGCCUUCGGAGACGGCGCAGUACUCGGCUGUGACUUUGCUGGUAAAGUCGUGGAAGCCCAUUCAACUGUGACUAAAUUGAAGCCCGGCGACAGUAUUGCUGGAGAGAUCAAGGGCCUAGGAGCCUACUCGACGUACACAAUCGCUGAUGAGCGACUUUCCUUCAAGAUACCCGAAAACAUCAAUCCGGCUGAGGCUUCAUCAGUACCUCUGGCCGCUAACGCAGCAUGGCUUGCUCUGUUCUCGGACGAUUGUCUUGCGCUCAAUACCGACGAUACAGCUGGUAAAACCCCGCUAUUGAUCUGGGGAGGUAACACAACCGUUGGCUAUUUCGCCAUUCAGAUCGCCAAGCUUUAUAAUAUCGAAGUCGCUACAACCUGCAGCCCUAAAAGCUUCGAUAAGAUGCGACAAGCUGGCGCAACUCAUGUCUUUGACUACAACGAUGAGGACGUCGUAUCCAAGAUCAGAUCUGCACUUCCAAACCUGCAGCAUGUGUUUGAUACAGUUGGUAACGAAACCUCCUCAGCGACUGCAGCAAGGUCAAUCAGCCAACCAGAAGGUGUGCUAUGCACCGUUCGCCCAGGCAAAGCAAACACCCAAGAUGUUCCAUCUCAUGUCAAGGUCACGGAUGUAUUCGUAUUUACUGCUUUUCCUACAGAGCAUAGUUAUCGCGGUAAGGCGCAUUGGCCUGUGAAAAUAAAGGAUCACAAACUGAGUGCCGACUUUCAUGGUCAGUUAGAGACGCUACUUGGGAACGGAUCUCUUAAGCCGUCUCCCAUCCGUCAUAUGGGACAGCUGAGCCCGUCUUCCGUUGAGAAAGCGAUGGAUCUCAACCGGCAAGGUUCGAUCUCGGGCGAAAAGCUUGUCUUUGAAGGCUUUUCCUAG
This is a messenger RNA of Fusarium mangiferae, 1026 nucleotides long. RefSeq lists its product as uncharacterized. NCBI's taxonomy places the organism in Eukaryota, Fungi, Ascomycota, Sordariomycetes, Hypocreales, Nectriaceae. The transcript has 6 exons. The record is from RefSeq and is a predicted model, not a curated record. Gene Ontology annotation, molecular function: oxidoreductase activity, acting on NAD(P)H. Bases 1 to 1026 code for a protein of 341 amino acids.